AUGGCUGCACACAAUGAAGAGGAUAACAUUACCGACAUUGUGGAUCACUCUGAUAGGCUGACGGCUGUAGGACAGCAAGGACAUUGCAGCUGUUGUUAUGCAUGGACGGGCCUGGGGUGUAUAGAAUUCCUUCUGAAUAAGGAUAAACAACCCAAUGACUUUGUGGUGCUGUCGAAACAAGAACUGGCAGACUGUGUACCUGUAAAGUUUCCACCAAAAGAGGAUGCCAAGCCGGAUCUAGUUGGAUGCUAUACGUCCUCUAUCAAUCAAGCAUUUAGAUACGUCAAGAAAUAUGGAGUCAAUACUGAGGAGAAUUAUGGGUAUGUAGGUAGGAGAGGGGCUUGUAGAACUGAUUUUGACAAUAUACAGGAAGAAAACCGGCAUUGGAUCACUGAUUUUGAGACCAUUGAUUGUGAAAAUGAAAGUGAAAUUCUCAGGGCUUUGGUAAAACAGCCACUGGCUGCGUCGAUGACUGCAUACAAGUCCCUAAGGGAACUCCGGGAGGAAAUUUAUGAAGGCCCCAAACCUGGAGAGAAAGGAGCUGGUCAUGCAAUCAUAUUAUCAAGUUGGGGCACCGACGUGGACACGGGAAAAAAAUGUUCUGGCAGAGGUGCAAAAAGUAGGACUCUGAAUGUGAUUAGUGCUGGAAGCUGCAAUUAUAUGGAUGCUGAACUUGUGCUAAUAGUUUCUUCAACUGAUGGCAAAUACAGAGUAGAUUUCAACCAUGUUCUUUGA
Messenger RNA from Cornus florida, 735 nucleotides. RefSeq lists its product as uncharacterized. The record is from RefSeq and is a predicted model, not a curated record. Gene Ontology annotation, molecular function: cysteine-type endopeptidase activity. The transcript has 7 exons. Bases 1 to 735 code for a protein of 244 amino acids. Lineage: Eukaryota; Viridiplantae; Streptophyta; Magnoliopsida; Cornales; Cornaceae. Gene Ontology annotation, cellular component: lysosome.